Messenger RNA from Gilbertella persicaria, 295 nucleotides. RefSeq lists its product as uncharacterized. The record is from RefSeq and is a predicted model, not a curated record. NCBI's taxonomy places the organism in Eukaryota, Fungi, Mucoromycota, Mucoromycetes, Mucorales, Choanephoraceae. The transcript is spliced from 3 exons. Bases 93 to 287 code for a protein of 64 amino acids.
GUGUGCUUUAAUGAAAUCAACGGCACCUUGUGGCUGAGAAGUACGAAUUCUAGUUGUGGAUCCUAAGAGAGAAAAGUUUUGAACCAAGAGGAAUGCAUACAAAGUCAUUAAAAGUUGUUUGUCAAUUCAAUCUGAAUACAAAUACUUUUGAAAUUUCAAACAACAAUCAAUGCAUAUUGUCAUACACGGCUUUUGGAACUGAGCUUCAAAGCCUUGAGCAAAAUAAUUUAAAGAGUCCAAACUUUCUAGACUUUACAAGGAAUGAAACUUUUUCUAAAGACUUUUAAGAGCUGUA